AUGCCGGUCGAUCCUUCUCCAAUCUGGCCUAUCCUCGUCGCCAGUUGUAGUGUUCCGGGCUCGUCUCCAAUUGUCGAAUGUUUCCAAAAUCCGAAGAACGUUUGUUUCUGGAUGGAUGGGGGGUAUUCUGGCGAGAAAGGUGACACUGGAAUAUUCGGAAAAAACGGAAUUAAGGGCGACCCUGGUUCAAGAGGAUCACCUGGUCCAAGAGGUUCCGUAGGUCCUCCUGGUGCAACUGGUGAGACUGGAAAACAAGGAGUGUCGGGCCCACGAGGAACGACUGGAAAUACAGGACCUCAAGGUCCAAUAGGUCCUCCAGGUUUGCCUGGAAUUAAAGGAGUUCAAGGAAUAAAGGGAGACAAAGGAUACCAAGGUUCACAAGGUUUAGCAGGUUUGGAUGGCAAACCGGGUCCACCAGGACAUCCAGGACCAGAUGGCACUACCGGAGGAAAAGGCGUUAAGGGCGUUCGUGGCUUUACAGGUCACAAAGGAGAACAGGGUGGUCAAGGAAUACCAGGGCCUACGGUUGACGAGAACACCAGAAAUCUAAUGAAAAGAUGUUGUGACCCUGUAACUGGGUUUCAGUCGAUAAUAGAAGAAAUUAUAGAAAAUGUUAGCAAUAUGUGUAAUUGA
Messenger RNA from Corticium candelabrum, 633 nucleotides. RefSeq names its product collagen alpha-2(IX) chain-like. Gene Ontology annotation, molecular function: extracellular matrix structural constituent conferring tensile strength. Gene Ontology annotation, biological process: extracellular matrix organization. The coding region runs from base 1 to 633 and encodes 210 amino acids. The record is from RefSeq and is a predicted model, not a curated record. Lineage: Eukaryota; Metazoa; Porifera; Homoscleromorpha; Homosclerophorida; Plakinidae. The transcript has 10 exons.